AUGCCCGCCUCCGGUACCCCAGCGACGGCCUCGAGCUCCGGUAGCGCAGCCGGCAUGCUGGCGCCGUUCGCGAACGAGCUCGACAAGAUCGCGCCGUCUUUCAGCAUAAACGGAUCCCAGAUUCGAAUCAUCAGGACACCGACCGAUUUCUACGAGACUUUGAAGGAUCGGAUACGCAAUGCGAAGAGGAGGAUAUUCUUGUCGACUCUGUACAUCGGAAAGACCGAAAAGGAACUGAUUUCGACCCUGCAUGAAGCUCUUCGUAACAACCCCGAGCUCAAGUUGAGUAUUCUCACGGAUGCGCUCCGCGGCACUCGAGAAGAGCCAAACCCGUCCUGCGCUUCUUUGCUUGCGCCUCUGGUGUCGGAAUUCGGUCCAGACAGGGUUGAGAUUCGGAUGUAUCACACACCCAACCUGACCGGAGUGAGGAAGAAAUACAUUCCUAAGCGCAUUAACGAGGGAUGGGGACUGCAGCAUAUGAAGCUGUAUGGCAUCGACGACGAGAUCAUCCUCUCUGGAGCGAAUCUCUCAAACGACUACUUCACGAAUCGUCAAGACCGCUAUCAUCUGUUCGCCUCUAAAGAAGUCACCGACUACUUCUGGAACAUUUACCAAGGUGUGGCCGGCUUCAGUUUCCUCGUCGAGCCCUCCAAGGAACCCGCCGGCUUCGCCUUGACCUGGCCCAAGUCCAACCCUGCGCCCUCUCCUCUAGAAGAGCCGAAGCAGUUUAUCAAAACAACAACGCCCGCCCUCGACGCCCUCAUCUCACCCAAACAGCCCGCAACACAAGACGCGGGCAAAAACACCAAAGUCUACAUGCUAACCCAGCUGUCGCAACUCAUGAAGCCAAACACAUCCACCGAGCUGCCCGCCGUCACCCACGUCCUGUCCACCCUCGCCCUUCCGGAAUACGCCGGCUCAUCGUGGACUUUCACCGCGGGUUACUUCAACCCCGCGCCGUCAUUGACCAAGCUCCUCCUCUCCACGGCGUCCCAAAACAACGUGGUCAUCACUGCCUCUCAGCAGGCGAACGGUUUCUACGGUUCUCCCGGCGUGUCCGGGCUGCUGCCGGGCGCCUACACGCUUCUAGCUCGUCGCUUCGUCCGUGCCGUCCACGAACGCAAACUCGACGACUCUAUUGUCCUGAAGGAAUGGCGCAAGGGUACGGUCGGCGAGCCAGAGGGCUGGACGUACCACGCCAAGGGUUUGUGGGUGACAUUGCCGGGAGAGAAGGACCCCUCGAUCAGCAUUGUGGGAAGCUCCAACUACACCAAGCGCAGCUACUCCCACGACCUCGAGGCCGGUGCCAUGAUCCUCACCAAAGACGAAGACCUCAAGAAGCGCCUAGGCGAGGAGCAGAAGUGGCUUCAGGACCACGCCGAGCGCGUCACCCGAGAGGACUUCUCCAAGCCUGAGCGCCGCGUUGGAAUUAACGUCAGGAUAGCCAUGUGGAUUGCGCAGGCUGUUGGCGGUGCCUUAUAG
Colletotrichum karsti is the source of this 1482-nucleotide messenger RNA. RefSeq lists its product as uncharacterized. Gene Ontology annotation, cellular component: mitochondrion. Gene Ontology annotation, biological process: cardiolipin biosynthetic process. The record is from RefSeq and is a predicted model, not a curated record. Lineage: Eukaryota; Fungi; Ascomycota; Sordariomycetes; Glomerellales; Glomerellaceae. Gene Ontology annotation, molecular function: CDP-diacylglycerol-glycerol-3-phosphate 3-phosphatidyltransferase activity. The coding region runs from base 1 to 1482 and encodes 493 amino acids. The transcript has 3 exons.